Molecule: messenger RNA, 1452 nt
Organism: Penaeus indicus
Lineage: Eukaryota; Metazoa; Arthropoda; Malacostraca; Decapoda; Penaeidae
Gene: DCX-EMAP
Product: echinoderm microtubule-associated protein-like CG42247
Exons: 11
Biological process (GO): microtubule cytoskeleton organization
Cellular component (GO): mitotic spindle
Molecular function (GO): microtubule binding
Source: RefSeq, a predicted model, not a curated record
AACAACGGCCAGUUCCUCCUGGCGGUGGAUGCAGACAGCGAGCACCUCCUCUCCGUCUGGACGUGGGACAAUGAACACGUUUUUGGCAGAGUGGCGACCCACCAAGACCACGUGUGGGGCGCUGCCUUCCACCCACUGGACAACAACCUCAUCGUUACCCAUGGGCGGGGGUUGCUGUGCAUUUGGUCCAGGAGGAAAGACGGCAUUUUCCAGCGGUCUGAUCUCGUGCAGGAGGACUCCGGUAGGAACAUCACCUCCAUCGAGUUCACGCCUUCGGGAGAUCUUAUCAGCGGAGGGGGCGAGGGACUCAUCACGGUGUGGGGCGUGGAUGCUGAGGGAGAGUACUUUGUCAAGAGGGAAUUCCAGGGCCACUCCGGACCCAUCAACUCCCUCCAGAUCCUGAGUGAAGGGACGAUCCUCUCGGGGGGGGACAAGGACCGGAAGAUCAUCGCUUGGGACUGCGAUGAAGAUUUCGAGAAGAUCACCGAGACGAAGCUGCCGGAGCAAGCAGGGGGCAUACGCACACUCUACCCCCAGCGCCCAGGAUACCACGACGGCAACAUCUACGUAGGGACCACCAAGAACAUGAUUCUGGAAGGUUCUUUGCAGAGGAGGUUCAAUCAGGUUGUAUUCGGGCACAGUAAGCAGCUGUGGGCCGUGGCAGUGAACCAGCUGGAUGGAACAGUGGCAACAGCUGGCUACGACAAGCAUAUCGUCAAGUGGAGAGAGAACCAGCUGGAAUGGAGGAUUCAGGCCCAGAGUGAGUGUGUGAGCGUGGCGGUUCACCCGAUGGGAACCGUGAUUUCUGCAGGAACGAUAGACGGACAUUUAGUGGUUCUGAACAACAAUACGGGGUUACAUGUGGCUACUGUUAGAGUGUGUGGGUCGCCUCUCUCCUGCCUUGCAUAUAAUCCGGGAGGCGACAUCUUAGCCGUGGGUUCGCAAAACGGGUCUCUGUACCUUUACAAGAGCUCGAAGGACGGUUUUGUCUACAAUCGGUUCGGGAGGAUGACUGGUUCACAGCCUCUCUCGAGCAUUGACUGGAGCACUUCGGGGCGCUACAUGCAGACGGUCACUUCGGACUAUGAUGUUACCUAUUGGACCGUGAGAGAGCUGUCCAAAGUGAAGAAUUCUUUAGACGUGAGGAAUGAGACGUGGGUUACACAGACCUCUCCGCUCGGCUACAUGGUCCACGGAGUUUGGGGCGGAGGGAAGGAGGCCCAUAUCCAGGUGACAGUCGACAGAGGACCCAGAGGAGACGUCCUUGCAGCUGGUGACACGGAUGGCUACAUCAGGCUUUAUAGGUACCCCGUGCUAAGUAUGCGCGCCGGCUACCACGAGUACAAAGUCUACACUUCGUACGUGUCUGGAGUAAGGUUCUCUCAUACCGACAACUACCUCUAUACCAUUGGAGGCACGGACGCGGCGCUCAUGAGAUGGAGGCUCACAUAG